AUGCCCGUGACUGAAGUACAGGUAUUUUUGAUUUGUUUUCGUCAUUUGCCUCUAAAAUUUUCCCCAGACCUAGCCAUAUAUUUUUUCAAUCCUUGAGGAAUAUUUUGAGUUAAAACAAACGCAUAAAUCGACUAUUUAGACGUGUAUUCAAUCAUUUCAUUUUUGUAGCAUACCAUGACAGAAUUACUGCCUAACUGACUUUAAAUUAUUGAUUUUAAUUUUCAGUGGAUCGGUGCCAGUUGUGGACGGCACAGCUCAUAUACCUUCUACAGAGGAUUCAGAUUAAUUGCCGAUGGAGUAGAGAAAAAUUCUGCCUGGGAGAGUUUUUAUUUUGUGAGGAAUUCCACAAAUCAACCGAUAUGCAUAGCUGAGCUACAAUUAGUUUGGCACGAUGCGAGUACUGACAAUCAACUCGCUUCCGCGAGACUUUAUUUCAGACCCGAAGAUACUCCGAUAGGUCGCCUUCCAAAUCACGGACAGGUAACUUUUUUAUAAAUUUAUUUUCCCGGCAUUUUAAUUUAUUUUUUGCGCUUAGAUUUGGCGUUUUGAAGUCCCGAAAAGAGGCGGUAGUUAACAAAUCUGAAAACGCUAAAAAUUUGUUUGUUGAAGUUAUAAUGCUUCAUUGAUUUUGUGAAGACGUUGUUAAAAGUUCGCUUCGUUACUGGGUUUAUUUUAACCGUUUAUGGCCUCAAAGAUUAAAAAAAAAAUAACGCUUUUAUUAUUUUUUUAACUUAUUUCGCAUUAAUUGUUAAAAUUUCAAGCCUUUACGAAAAGAAAUCAUAGCGCUAUAAAACGGAAUAUUUAAGCCCAGUGUGACACGCUUUUGUAGUCUAUCACUUGUGUGUCCUAUAUUUAGAUGAAUAUUUAUUAGACCUAGGAAAAAUAAUGUGCCUAAAAUAUUUUGGUUUUUUUAGUAAUGAUACUUAAGUUCUAUUUCACUCAAGUGUUACUUUAGAGAAAAACGGGUCGAUAAAUUGAAAUUUGGCCUUUUGUUUCUAUAGCGCAGGGCGAGGAAGUUAAAGAAUUCCCAUGUGCUGUUGAACUUCAUUAAAUUUCAUUUCUUAAUUUUAAUAAUGACCGAGCUGAUUUCAUGGUAUCUUAAUUGGCUCAAUAAGCUGUUUAAAAAAUUCAGCACGUUAGCGAUUUACUCGUUAACUUUUUCUGUGUGUUUUGGUUACACUGUAGCAUUUUAUAAAGAACAGCAUGGCCGUUUCUUGUAAUGAGGUUUUUACGACACCACUACGCAAUUUAUAUUCAUGAGGUCAUAUCAGUAAACAACGAUUUUAUUCAUUCCGCUCAGCGCACCGUACACACAAACCUAAUUUCGUUCUUCGAGUUAUAUGUGUAAACUUAAUUUUCAUCUAGCGACAUUUUUCACUAAUAUUUAAAUAUUUAAAUUAAACUCAAUAAUUUUAAGCUAUAAAGCAGCGAGCGGUGUUUUGACAUGAACAAUAGAGAUUGAUUUGCAUUUUCAGCGCUGCAAGUCAAAUUCACUCACGACGUUUCCGGUCAAAAGAUUGGAUUUCAGUUGGUUAAGCGUAUUUUAUUUUUUUAGCGAUUAUUUCGAUUUCAUUACAGUAUUUUGGUUUUUACCAAGGCGAGUUGAAACCUGUUUUCGUGGUGCACUUUCGACCAGAAAAUUAUCGACAUUGUAUUUGUUAAAAGAUGGCACCUACUAGUACCUUACGACAGAUGCGUAUUAACGAAACACAAUAGAAAAUAUUUAAAUAAAAAUAAUAACCUGCCUUUUAGCUUUAGACAUUAUGUUAAUCGGAUUUUUUUACUCCCCUCUUUCUAACUGUUUUCGGUUCCAUUUCGUGGUCUAAAAAUAUUUAAUUUCAGUUUUGCACUGAUUGGAAUAAUUUGGACCCGUUUCAAUUGUUUUUCAAGCAUUUGGUUGGAGAGCGGUACUUGUAAACAAAUUGUAACCACAUGGUUUUGAUAUUAAUUAGAAUUAGAAUCUAUAGAUUGUUUUUCUAGAGUCAUUGUGACAUGGAAUAUUUUCCGUCUUCAGUUUAUAAACUGAUCGGUAAACUGAAUUGUUAAUUUUAAUUGAUGUCCAUUUCAAACCAAUGUUCACAUUCACUUGUAAAUUUUCCUUGAUUACUUUACCUUUCCAUCACGUCAUCUUUUAUUCAGAGAUUAAAGAAAGCUUCUUACCUUAGUGCAUUUUCUUCAUUUUAGAUUCAUAGAGUACUUUUUUCAUAACUGGAUCCAACAUCAUUUACUUCUUCUCUACAUUCUGUCUUUUUUUGUGUGUGUGGUAGAGCUGAAGACAUAUAUAAUGCCACAUCUGUUUUGUGUCUAGCCACAAUUCAGCAAAGUUUGUCAUUUAGUGUCUCCGUGAUCCAGCAUGCACAUGAUGAAAAGUAGCUUAAAAUGUGUCUUCUAUUUGUUUAUGAGAAAUUUUCAGUUGCGUAAAACCCUCAUUUUGCGCUUUCUUUCCAACUGUGGAAAAAUAAUUAAAGAAUGAGUGGAAACGUUAACGAUAUUAUUAACUGUUCAUUGAAUUUUUAUGCGUUAAUCACACUGUGCUACUAAGCUUUUUGACAAGCAUAAUUUAAUUCUUGUAAUUGGAACUGUGAAAAUUCCACUGAUGAAGAGCUAAGCCAAAAACAAUAAUUAUUGGACAUUGGAAAAUGUACCUCAACAUGUCUGAAAUAAUUAUUUCUUGCGACUCCAAGCAAGGGUUAAAAAAACAGUAUUUUUAGGCCAUGUAAACUUUGGAAAAUUGCGUGUCUGAAUCAUCAUUUGUUAUCUCCAAGGUUAAUGGGUUAAAUUAAAUUGAGCAUUCAGCACGUUCCCAAGUAGAUGUCUUCCAAAAGAUGACUUAUCAUUUAUAUUGCUUUUUUCAGAUAUUUUUUAGAUAAUUUUGUCAAGUUAACCAGAAUAAGGUUUUUGCACCCUUUUAUCACCCUAAUGCACCGAUCAGUGUUUUCCUCUGGUGUUCAUCAAAAUAGUAUGUUAAUAGUAAUAUAUUGAAAAUAGUUGUGUGUAUAGGGACUUCAAAACAUUCUGUUUUAUUCUUUGAACAUUUGAGGCAGUUAACAGCGUCGAGAAGUGUAUUGUUUUCAGAAUACUAUUUCGAUAAUAAUUGCAAUAAGUGCUUGACACAGUUCAUCAUUUCAUAAAGAAAAAACAGAGCAAGUAAAUUAUUCCUCUACACUUGUGCCCAUGAAAAAGUAGCGGAUUUUUAUCGGCCAUGUGUUAAUCAAGUUAUUAUAUUUCAGAAGUAAGGAGAAACUUCUCGUUCAACUUGCGACAUGAGAAUGUAAAACUAAAAAUGGUACAUUACCUUAACCUUGAAGGGUGCAUGCAUUGUGUAUCUCUCUAAAGAGUUAUAGUUGUUUUAAAGCUGUGUUUAUCUAGCAUCUCUUAAAAAUAAAUUAGUGGAUCUACUUUUUUCCAUUUGUUCUGAAAAAGGGACAGUUUUAAAUACUGUUUCUGAAAAUGCAUUAACCCCUUAAGUCCUAAUAGUGACCUACAUCAAUUUUGUCCCAGCGACGACAUCAAUAGUUUUUCAAAAGAGUGGUUAUGAGAAUUUAGUUUAAUAGAUGAUCAUCAAACGGAAAAUUCUUUGAUCUUUUAUAAAUUCUCUCAACUAAUUCCUAAGAAAAUGUUUGGAGAUUAGCCAGAAGAAGUUAGAUAUGAAUUUUGGGACUGAACACCACAUCUGUACAUAACAUGUACAGCCUGAGUAGUGACCUUAGAGAGCAUAUGUAAAAUUGUGGGUUGAAUCUGAUUUUUGUCCUUUGUUUCAGCAGAUACGGUAAAUCUUUUGUACUCUUCAAAGUUAAAUCCCCUAUAACAGUGAUGACUGACUGUAUAAUUGGCUCUGCAAUUAUCAUGUUUCAUUGUUGUACAUAAAUUUAUAAAAAAUACAUCUGAGCCCAGUUGUUCGAAGGCCAAUUAGCGCUUAACCCGCGGUUAACAUUAACCCUGGUUUCCUUUUCUUGUUUUCAAAAGCAUUUUCUCUGAUAAUUUUCUCUGUUAUUUUUAGAGCUGCCAAUCAUCAACUUGUAGACAAAACGAACUGAAACUGAAAUGCUUUUUAAGCUUUCAAAUCUGCAUUCAAAUCUCACACUAACCCUGGGUUAUCUUAACCCAGCUUCAAACAACUUGGCCCUGCAUCCCAAAAUACUUUCAAUGCCUGUUAAAGGUUUUGGAAAAGGAAACUUCACAACUAGUCUUCUAGUCUUCUAAACUUCUAGUCUUGCCUUGUAUUGCUAAUAGAACUGAAUAUGUUUACAAGAUUGUGUACCAAAAUUACUUGAUCAUUUCAUUUUUGCCAUGCUGCUUGCCUGAGUUAAAUAUUUUUGAGUCUUUUGUUGACCUCAUUCCUUGGUGUAAAUUGUGUGUGCCUUUUUUGUGGAGCGUUGAUAGCGUAUAUACUGAUCAGCUAAACAGGGAACGCUAACAAGAAAUACCCAGUCUGCAUUGUUGUUAACAACAUCAGUUACAGUAACGUUCGAAAUGUGAGAAGUGAUUUUAUCACCAUGAUUCUAAGAAGGGUACAGUCAACUCUCUCUUAACGGACACCUCUAUAAGACGGACACCUCUGUAAAACGGACACCUAGAGUUGGUCCCUGCCUUUCUUUACUCCCUUUAUUUGACGCUCUAUAAGACGGACACCUCUCUAAGACGGACGCUUAGUGCGGGUCCCAAUGGUGUCCGUCUUAGAGAGAGUUGACUGUACAUAUCUUUCUAGUCACAGCAAGCAGGUGCUCCGUCAAACGCCAGCAGAUAGCAGCAACAUAAGCCAGCCAAAUCUGUGUUAAGCAGCCUUUUAGUGAAUGACUGCCCUCCUUAACAGAUCAUUUGUCUAGAAGUUCUUCUUUUAAGAUCACAGAAAUAUUAGCCAUUCUGGCUACUCGUAAAUUCGAAGAAAAAGUUUGUAUCUGGCCAAAUUUUCUCAAAAUUUAAGCAUACAUUGAAUCCUAGGUCAUGAGAAUAUUAAUUUCUGUUUUAGCUCAGUUCUGUGCUAAAGUCGUUACUAAAUUAGUGCCGUUAUAUCUAUACACAAUGCUCCUGUAGGGUUAUGAAGAUGGUUAUCAGACCAAAUUUUUUGCAGGCAUAGCAAAAUAGGUCAACGUUUUCAAGUUUGAAGGGUCUGCUUAGUCCAGGUUUUAGUGAUGUACAUUUUUUGUGGAAAGCAUUCAAUGCAAUAGUUCUAUACACUGAAUUGUAUGGUAUAUAUUCAGGUUCCCCAAAACAGCUAUUUUAGAUGAGUGUGUCCAUGGCAACACAGAGAUGCCAUUGCCAUUUUUACAUUUUCUUAAAUUGUGAGAAAUGGAGAUGUUCAUUUUUGAAGUUCUCUCUGUGCUUCUAGUUCAUAUAACUCUCUUGAUUUUUACCAGUUUUAAAGAAUUUUCAUGAAAGCAGCAAUUGUCAUUUUCAUUUGUUUGAAAUUUUUCAUUUCUACAACAAAACAAAUCAUAAACGAUGCUAUUUACAUCUCCACAAAUAGACAUUUACCUAGUCUGUAGGAACUGAACUUUGGCUUUAAAUUGUCUUGAUAGUUUUUGGUAAUCCUGUGUAUAAAUAUGAUUGUAAUCACUUCACCCGAUUUCUAAGGAUGGGAACAUAACAUUAAACAAGAAGAUUUGUGUUGUUAUUGUGGGGAGCUCAAAUUUUCUAACAUAAAAAAUACAGGGUGCAAAGCUUAAGUUGUCCCAAAAAACAUAAGACUCUUUAGUCAGUCAAGGACAAAGGGAAGCCACCAGGGCUACUGAGGCUACCAGCACUGUCACAGCCUUCGUCCUGGAAUGUAAAAGGAAAAGCCCAAUAUAUCUGUCAAAAUAUCAUUUAAAGGCUAGACAUCGAGACUAGAUCAAUUUGAAUAGAUGCUUAUAUAAAGAUGUAAAUGCUGAUCCAAGAUCAAUAAUAAAUUAGCAGCAAAUAUUUACUUUUCAAACAUUGAGGAAAACCAAAAAUGAUUUAGAUUGAAAGUGAAAGCAAGAAUCAGGAUUAGCCUUUAUUUAUUGAUAUUUGUAAAUUAACACCAUUGAAAGUUGAAACUUAUUAAGUUAUUGCAAGUGAAUAAUAUGCCCACACAAAAUGUGCAUAUUUUCAAAUGAUAUUUGUUUCCAGAGUGUAGUAGUUAUUAUUUUUUUGCCAGAAAUAUAGUGCACUGGGCAGUGAUGAUUACUGUGCUAUAACUUUGUUAAUGCCAAAAACAAUACAAAAUUGUAUUAAAUACUGCGUCAGAAAAGUAAUGUGAUCAAUUUUGACUGGAUAGACCCACACAUAGCUCCGUUGUCUUUCUUAAAUCAAUUUUUAAGGAUCAGAAUACUUAUUUCUGUUGUGAGAGAAAACAAAUAUUAGAAUGUAUGGGGGAGGAAAUCUCUAUUUCUAAACAAGACAUCUGACUUACCUUUUCUCAAAACUUAGUGAAGACUUGGGUAUUCAUUCAGGUUUCCUGUGAGCCAUGUAGAGUCAUUUGUAUCAAUUACAUAAAUGUAUAUUUCAUUGAACUGUCUGAGAAACCUGAUGCCAAGUACAACAAAGUUUUGGUUUCUUUAGCUAGCCAUUUAAUCUGACCAAUGGAAGCGGUCAUGUGUCUGCUGGCUGGAUUACCAAUAAUGCCAUUAGAAGAUGAGCAUUUUGAGUUUUUUAACCUUGGCAAGGUUUUUAAGAUAACAUUGUAUGCUGUACUUAGAGGUCAAGGUAGCUUAUAAUUUGGCCAUUAAUAGAAAUAUGUUCUUUUUUUGUCUCCUUUAUUCCUUGAUACUACAGUGUGGCACUAGAGUUAAACCACAAGAAAUGACUUGUUUUGUGGCAUUUAUUAUGACUGCUUUAUCUCUGCCGCUUGGUUACAUACUUUUGCCUGUCAGUGAUGUCUUAGUUUUUGCACAAAAAUGAAAUGUAGGAUACCCUGGAUUUCAUUUUAUUAUUUUGACUUCCUACUAUGGCAAAUUUUCUUAGAUUACAGCUUUUUAUGUGAAUUCUUAUUUGUAUCAAUUUUUGUUGUAGUGGGCAGUCAUUAAAUUUACAGGUCAAGGAUGUGCUCUUGAAAGUUGGCUUUACACAGGCAUCUCCCUGUCCAUUCCUCCCAAAUCCCCCUUGCAAAGUUGAAAAUAAUUGUAUACGGUUGGAGUUCUGUCAACAGACACUUGUAACAAAUGCUGUGGAUAGUGACCUCCUUCCAGGAUUAUUCUUCUUCUGAUAAAGAUUGAGCCUGGUGAUUAUGUGAAAAUGAUGAUUUUUCAGUCACAGUGACUUGGAAGAAAAAAUCCAAAUACAAUCGCAAACCUCUUCGAAUGGCCACCUCUCUAGGACGGCCAUUUUUUUGGCGGACAGUCCAUACAUUCACUCUUGUUUCAACCUGUCUACAAUGGCCGGCCACUUUCUUCUUUCCCCAAGGUGGCUGUUGUGGAGAGUUUCAUCUGUACUGGCUCCCAACAGGGGUCAAACCUAUGACCUUCUGGUUUAUUGUUACUGGGCCAGAUGCUCUACCACCAAGUUACAACAGACUCAUGAGAUCUAAGGCCUCUAAGCAUUGUAGGUUCAUUCCACAUUCUAGUCCUAGCGCUAUGUGGCAUGUUUGCCACGCAAACCCAGCUUAGUGGCCUUUGCUUCCUUGUGUCUCUUGGAGAUAGUUGUAGAGCAUCAAGCCCCGGGUGUUCAAAAGUUGGAUAGUGCUAUCCACCGAAUAAAUCGCUAUCCAGUGGAUAGGUAUUACAAAACACUGUCACUGACUGGAAAAUCACCAUUAUAUCAAGUCUUUUUCUGUUUCCCAAGGGUGGUGGUGUCUGGUUUACAAGGGCUUAAACUGUUGUGCUUAACUCUGUCUGAUGUUGGCUGUUGAUCUUUCAGGAUGAGUUACUCUAUGCUGACCAGAAAGUUGUCAUUAAAUGCCAUGACAUGGCUCGCUGGCAGGACUCUGGCAUACAGUGGAACAGCGGUAUGAUUCCAUUAUGUGAGAGUGACUUUGUUUGCGUUAACGACAAAUACUAUCUGGACAGCCACUUUGUUGACAAGGAAAGAGAAAGACAGCUUAAAGCAUCAGAAUCUUGGAAAAGUGGCGAUCAACCACGCAGCCUUCAUAUCCUCACAUUUCCAGCCUACUGUCGUUACAGAGCUCUUAAGAAGAGACUCUUGGCUGGUGCUUGUUUAGCAAAAGCUCAACUUGUUGCUUUGGGUGGUGUGCUUGGAAAUCAAACCAGCCAAAGGGUCUUGUUCUGUAGAGAUAGCUUCCACCAUCCUCUCUUGGAUAAAUUUGAACUUGCUGGUGAUAACAAAGGUAUGUACUCUAUAUGUAUGUAUGAAUGUGUAGCCCUGUAUCUUUUGACUGACAUUGUGAAAUUAAAUAUCAAAUCUAAUUUAAGUGAUAAUGCCCUAGUAGUGACAGUGUUCUUGGCAGCCAAACAUUGCUGAAGAACUGAACUGCUGAGAAUAACAACAGAGUGUGAGACAACAGAGAGAAAGACAACGGAGCAAGAACAGGAUUUUUAAAAACUAGCCUCCUUGUGUCGUCACGCAAUGCCCUCCCCACCCCCUAGCAAUCAGAGUUGCAUGACGACACAAGAAAUGGCUGUGUGGGAGACUACAUUUAGACCUGUGACCUAAACAAUCAACCCUUUCCACAAUCAACAGAGCAAGAGCAGGAUUUAAACUAGUCUCCUUGUGUUGUCACACAAUGCUCGCUCUCCCCAUUAGCGUUACGUAACGACACAAAAAAUGGCUGUUAGUGGAGACUACAAUACUCGUCAAAAAUCUUUGAAACAGACACCGUCUCUUUACCUCUCUUUCCACAAUGUUCAGCCACGUGUAUUUAGUAGCACUGAGACGACUGUUAUACCCAAAUCAACAUCAUGGAAGGGGAAACGCGUACGUGUUUCAAGAUUUUUGACGAGUAUUGUAGAUUUAGACCUGUGACCUAAACCAUUGGUCAUUUUGCCUCCCCUGGCCCAUACAUUGCUUACAAUACUUUUCUCUCUUUCAGCACCAGUUCUGAAAGGCAGACCAAGGAAGAAAAAGAACCUCCAUGCAGCACAGAACAGCGUUCUCAAGAAGAAACGACUGGUAGCAGAGACUCAAAAUCAUGUGACAAACGCACCUGCAGCGAAGAGAUGCAAAAUAUCUGAGCAAGAGGAGACUGCAAGAUCGGACAUGUCAGAAAGAGUGCUAGAGAGAAUUAAGGUGCCGCCUGUGUCACCGAGAGCAGUACAAAACAAUGUCCCUCCUCCUCUAGUUAAGCCUAAAGUGCAAGUGCCUUCUGAUGUACCUAAAGCUGUGGUUUCAAAUGCGCCAUUGACCAAUACAAAGGCUCCCCCACCCUUAAUUCCUUCAGACAGGCUAAAGGGUGUUGCUGUGACUACAAAAUUAAGUCACGAGCAAGUUGACGUGAAGGAGAACGAGUGUUCCCGAACCACACCAAUGCAAAAGCAGAUUUACCCCACCGAUGCAAAGCUCAGGAAAACUGAUCAGCUCAAUAACAAUAAUAAAAUCAACAGUGCUUUGCUGGUUAAGUCACAUUUGAGUGAUAGCAUUAAGCCGAGUCUGACAUCUGAUUCUCUCAAAAGUGUGAGUUCGUCAUCAGAGAUAAAAACUGGCAACAUGCUUAAUUCGUCCGUGAGGGACAACCACGGUUCAACUCGCGCGCCUGCAAAAUCUAUUACAAAUACCAGCAGCGCAGAACACCUUAGAACGAGAAUCCCAGGAGUUCAGGCAGAAGCGCUUUCGAGUUCUUCCUCUGCCACCCGACCAGUAGCCUCAACACAGGGAACUGUUGGGACUCAGUUGGCAGUUUCUGUCAGUCCUGCAGUGCGCACUCAACCUGUCGCAUCUUUGUCGCAAACAGUUUCCAGCGAACACACGAUUGGAUCAAAAACGUACCAGCACGUUACUCCUUUAGCAGAGUCUGUUUCAACCUCAGGGAAACCUAAUGACGGCUUGGGUACAGGUGCUGUCAGGGCAAGAGAUAGUAAAGAAAAUGAAGGACGAGAGUUUAGAUUAGCUACAGAAGGGAAAAGAGAAUAUGAAAAAUCGCAAACUGAGGAAGCUGUUGCGUGGAAAAAGAAGAUGAAAAGAUUACGUAUGCCUGGCAAUGUCAAAGAUGAGGUUAGUAUUCUUCGUAAUUGUAGGCAAAUUUAGAAAAGCACAGUUUUUACAGUGGCAACGGCCCUCGUAGAUCUAAAGACCGAAUUAAUCAAUGGCAGAGGGGACAAGUUAACCACCGGAAGUCGCGUUUAGUCCUUUCCCGCACGCUUUCGCUUUCUGACUUGACGCUGCGUAGUCUUUGUUAAAAUUGUUAUGAUCGCGAGCUCGCUUAUUUUCCUUUUCGAAGUUACUCCACGCGUAACUUAUGUGCUCAAGCCGCGUCCCAAUCACUUAUUGUAAUGGCGUUGUUUGCAAACGUGCUGGCUAGGAUGAGAAAGUGAAGAAUUUUAAGGGAAAAGGAGGCCUGCCGGCAGUCAACUGCUGUUAGUGUUCGUGAUACAGCUAUUAGUGUGUAUUAGAUUCUGUCCCAAUACAACGAAUGCGUUCGUAUCAACUGUUAUCGUUCUCUUACAUGCGGUAGAUUUUUAGCGUGACAGGAUGUAAAGUUGGCGCCCCCACUUUCUAAGUUCAAUUGCUUGAUGGCUUGAGACCCAUUAAAAGAAUACCUAUUCUAUAAUUCUCAUUUUAAAGGCAACGAAUCGAACUCGUGCCAUCUUGGUUGUAUUGCUAAAGUCGUUGUUCUAAUGUAUAAACGCCCCACCCCCAACCCUUAGGUCAAUGGAAGUUUUAAAGUGCUUUGUAGUAGUUUUGAGAUGAUUUUGUCAUUGUAACUUUUGCAUCUGUGGACAAAUUCCCAUGGUGUUACCAUUAAAUGGAAACUUCGGCAGAAAAUUUUCAAAGUACUAUUUAAAUCUUAAGAAUUAUGAAAAAAAAACGAAAUGUUGAUUUUUUUAUUUGAAAUUGUUGGUUUGGUCACCAUUCAAAGGAUUAAAAUGACAGUGUGUUUGUACCUAACUAACCCUAGAGAAGGAUAGUGUGGACAGUGUAAAGAUGAGGUUUAUGAGUCAUUAGAAACUUGUAAUUUUGUGUUACGAGGAAAUCAUGAAUAUUAAUUUAAGUUUUUCUUAUUUUUAUAUCAAUUUUGAAUAAUACAGGAGUAUGAAGAUGAGGACGAGAAGUACUUCAUGCAAACUCUGCGAGACUUCAUGAGAAAAAAUAACCAGCCACUGGGAAAGCUGCCCGCACUUGGCUUCAAAAAAGGUAAAGAGGCGAUUACCAAUAGAUUUGACAAGUCUCUAAUUAGACUGCCUCAAUCUUGUUUCAUUUCUUUGCAUAGAUAUCAAUCAUCACAUCUCAUCCGCGGCCGAAAAAUUGACUGCUGUUAUCGUGUUAACCACAAAGAGGUUAGCUGCGAGCAAGCUCUCCACGGCGCUCCGGCGCCCCACUGCCAGAGCGCCCCGGAGAACUUGCUCGCAGGCUACAAGAAGGUUAGCAAGAUAACAAAUAUUGUUUGACUUGAUUGGUGGGCUCCGUCGCUAUCGACGGAAGAGAAGUAGGAAGAAGGAUAGUAGAAUUCCUCCUUUCUCUCUUGUCUUUUCCUUCUCCACAUUUUUUUCACCGCUCAUAAUCUUGAGCCUCGAGCAGAGCGCUUAAUUUAUCGGGAGAGGCAGAAUACGGUACUUUGUCAAGUUUCUAACCAGGUGUCCCUUACGAAAGUUUUACUCUUGCCAUCUCAUUUCUAACUGUUAUAGAUUAAGAAAUACACAGUUGCCGCCCUCAGGCCAAAGCGUAGAUAGUCUCAAUGGAGAGGAGGACUUAGUUGUUUGAGUUCAAUAGUUCUUAGAGAGAUAGAUAGUCAGCCUUCCACCAGUCAUAGUUUGUAAUUGUUUUUUCUCUUUGCAGUGAAUCUGUGGACAAUGUACAACACUGCCCAGAGAUUUGGAGGAUAUGAUGCGGUGAGUAUACUAUUACUUGCUUAUUUAAAAGGGUGUGAUGUCGUGCGACAGACAACCUAGCGCUACUUUCAUUUACGUCAAGCCCAUGCGUUCCCCUAGCCCCCCCCCCCCCCCACUUAUUUUUAGACCAAACCGAAGGACCGAAUUUUUUUUUUUUGGAGACCGGGUCUCCUUAUCUGAAGGUCUGGAUCCACUACUGUGAUUUUAUUGCUUUCUACACACUUUACUCUCUGACACUACACAGUUACUGCUCUUUAUCUAUUCCUUGAAGACCUAUGAGCGAUUAACAUCAAUUUUCUCCAAUCAAUAUCAAGGUAUAAUCAAGAGGAAAGGUUAGGAGAAAGACGAUCACCUUAGGGAAAAUGUUUUCUUGAAGGAAAUGUAGGGAGAUCAUUCUGGAGAAUUUCUGAGGGAAUAUUCGGUCUUGAAGGAUUAACUCAAGAGUUAUUUUAUUUUCCCAGGUAACAAGCAAGCGUUUGUGGCGUCGCGUUUACGAUUCGCUUGGAGGCAGUGCGACGAUUACAAGUGCUGCCACAUACACCAGAAGACACUAUGAAAGGUAAAACCAUGGGCAUACUCAACAAUACAUACCUUAAUAGGCCAUUUCCGAGUCGCCUCAAGCCUCUGUUUCAUAGCGAAGUUAAGUAAAAAGCCAUUCCAUUUGAUAUGAAAAUGGUUUUUUUAUCCUCAUGCAAAUGAAACUCAUUUUCACAAGAAAGGUUUUGCUCUUGGCCUUUUUUUGAAAGUGAGAGUUUUUGAAACUAGGAAAUGGCCCAUUACCACAAUAAUAUAUACUGCCGUUUUUUCAGUUACUGCACGGUAAUUGCGCAGCUGCAUCCGUAGUUUACAAGCAAGUAUCUAUCGUAAUCAAGCUAAUGUUCUGUUAAGUGGACAUAAUUCUAUUUUGUUCAUUUUCUGAAAUGCACGAUUUUCCCGCAGGGGUAUUCUUAACGACCGUAUGGUAUCUAAGAAGAAGGCAAAGACAAUCGUCCUCCGUUAAAACGUGGACGUUUGGAAAUUUCACGCUGUAGUCGUGCAGUGAUGGGAAUGAGAAACAGAAAGUGACGUAAAGUCAUAGAACAGUCAUUUCUUUUCUUUUUUACCUUCUCAUAGCCUUCGCCGUCGUGAUUGCAUAAGCUCCCUACUUCUUUAGUACGUGUGGCAUGUCUAUUCACUGCAGUGAGUUAUAUAGUUUAUAUUUGUUUUUUAUCAUUCACGUUUGUAGGCUGCUGUUACCGUAUGAGAGACACAUACGAAGCCAACUCAAGAAACAGAUCGAUGAGAAAAAACCCACCCCGGUGAAGAAGCCUGCUGCAAAAGAGGCUCCAAACAAAGUGGAGAAGAAGGAAGGACUUACUGUAUCCGCUAACAGCACCCCAAAGCCUAGCCUGUGCCCUAAUACGGACAAAGCAGCUACAAUGAAGCAGACUGAAGGAGGUAACGUAGCUAAAAUCCAGCGGAGUAACGCAGUUGUAUCUUCACCACCAGUAUCUCAUGUAAAGGUCAGCGUCCCUUCUGAUGCAAAAGAGACGGCUGUGAAAACAACGGAUUCAGUUCACCCAGUGCUUGCUGUUACAACAUCGGUCACCAGCAAACCACAUGAAGUCCCUAUCAGCUCUAUUAAACAUCACGAACCCACAACGCGAAAAGACGAGGUAAAGGUCACGGCAUCGCAACCUUUAGCCUUACGAACGACUAAAAGAGACGUGAUUCCAUCAGAACAGUUUCAGGCAGCCUCUAAUCAACAGGUCUCCAACUAUCAAGUGACAAUGACGAGCAACGAGGAAGCCUGUGCAAGGACCAAUACAAUCUACACCAAGAACGCAGCUGCUGUGGGUGGCAACUCAAACCAACCUCAUCAUGGUGCUGCUCUUCAGAGGGUGGCACAUGAUGGAACCCCCCUGUCCUCGCAGCCCAAGAAGAUAAUUACUCCAGGAAGAGGAAGAGAAAUAAUCGACUUGACAUCUGAGGAUAGCCCUGCUCAGUCACAGGCGCGCAGUCAGUCUCUAUCUCAUGUUCAGCCUCCCCAGGCCAACCCUCUGGAAAAACCUCAAGUUUCAAGGCUAGUUAGUGAAAGAGACACUGAUGGAGGAAGACGGCACGCGUCGAAAUCACACUUAAGGAAAGAAUUCAACGAUGGCAGUUUGAGGUAUCAGUUGAACAGUGACGUUCAGUGUAGUAGAGAGAUGUCAACCGUCUGUGACAAGCAAGUCUACAGUAGUAAAUCUCAAUUGAAACCCAAAAUACCAACCAGUUCUGCAGUAACGUGGGUUGACAGCAUGGAAAGACGAUAUGCUCAUUCGCCCUCAUCAGACAGUGUUGAUGAGCAUUUUGCAGAGUGGCGUCGAAGGCAGACUAACAUUCCAGCGCAGAAUGUCAGCCAUCAAAGAGAGCCAGGUAAUCCCGAGAGGAGCAUGCUCAGAUACAAUUACAUUAAAGAAGAAAUCUGUCCUCCAGACUGCUCCUGUUUACUGUCAACGAGUAGAAAAAAUGACAUCUCGUCGUUGCCUCCUCCUCCAAAACCAAAGAAAGAACACUACGAGGAAGACGUGCCUUUCCCUGGCAUGACACUCUACCCUGGAAGAUGGAGCCCAACCAUGAUAGCAGCUGAUCAUCCUGAUCUUUACUUCUCGUCACAUCCACCUCAUCUGCCAUCACCACAAGACACGCUAGCGAGUCACAUGUGCACUGCAUCAAGGAUCUUCAUUCCAACAGCCCAGAUCUUUAGUCCCCCUUACCACUUAGGCUUGCCUCCAAUGGGGGGCGCUCCACUAAUUACCGGAACUGAUGAUCAGCUACACAUUCACCCACACCUUUUGAUGGGAUCUUCGUACCCCUGCACGUCAAACGCAAGAACGCCAGACGGUACACCGUAUUUGUACUCCUUCACUUAAAGAAUUGAUCUACAGCUAAUCUCUGUUCACUGCAGUGCUAGAUCCAGAC
This is a messenger RNA of Porites lobata, 14840 nucleotides long. The record is from the annotation of a GenBank genome assembly. Lineage: Eukaryota; Metazoa; Cnidaria; Anthozoa; Scleractinia; Poritidae.